AUGGUAUGGGCGAAAUCCCCAGUAAGUGGCGAGGGAUAUGUCAAGAAGGAGAUGCCUUCAACUCUUCACACUGCAACAGGCAAGUAUCGUAGUAACAAAAAAGAGAACAAGGUUCCAGGAAUCUUAUCUGCAAGAGAUGACGACGGCCAUGGGACACACACAGCUUCCACUCUCGCAGGCAGAUUGGUCCAAAACGCCUCAGUUGUGGGGAGAUUUGCCCAGGGAACUGCGGCAGGAGGAGUUCCAGGGGCGAGGCUUGCAGCAUACAAAGCUUGCUGGGGGGGAGACGAUGGGUAUUGCCAUGAGAGUGAUUUGAUUGCUGCGAUGGAUCAAGCAGUGCACGAUGGAGUGGACGUUAUAUCAAUGUCUAAUGGAGGUGAGGAAUAUGUUAAUGACGUGGUAGCUCUUGCUGCUCUUUCCGCGGUCAAGAAAGGUGUCACCGUUGUGGCUUCUGCUGGAAACGAAGGCGUCAAAGGAAUGGGCAAUAGUGACCCAUGGUUCAUCACAGUUGGUGCUAGUAGUAUGGAUCGAUGGGGAUCAGCUCGAUUGUCUUUAGGCAAUGGCAUGACUUUCACGGUCCAGGGGAAAAUUGUCCUGUGCAUGCGAAAGCGUGGUAAAGAUAUCCUUGCUCAAAGCUCUGAGGUGAGGGAUGCUGGUGGUGCCGGCAUGAUCUUGUAUGAAGAUGUUAAAAACGAGCAAGAGCUGAUGGAUGAUUGGCAUUACGUGCCCUCUAUACACAUCUCAGCAAAGGAUGCUCUCGCACCGGACAUCACAGCACCUGGUGUUGAUAUUUUAGCAGCAUGGCCUCCAAAUGUGGAUCUGGAUGAAGGCAGAGGACGUGGAAAUUUCAACUUCCAGUCUGGAACUUCAAUGUCAUGCCCUCAUGUUGCUGCUUAUAUUGGUAAUGGGCUCGCGAAUGGAACACCAAAUGAUUUUGGAAGCGGUCAUAUCAAUCCAAACGCGGCAGCACAUCCGGGUCUGAUAUACGAUCUUGACUACAACAAAAUCCCAGUGAAAGCUUUUGGCGCCAACAAGAUCCUGAGCAACCUCAACUUUCCGUCGGUAGGAAUCUCCCGGUUCCACACGAAAUACACCGUGAAGAGGACUGGCAAUCCCAAUCGUUUCUAG
Selaginella moellendorffii is the source of this 1128-nucleotide messenger RNA. Its product is annotated as subtilisin-like protease SBT3.18. Bases 1 to 1128 code for a protein of 375 amino acids. The transcript is spliced from 6 exons. Gene Ontology annotation, biological process: proteolysis. The record is from RefSeq and is a predicted model, not a curated record. Gene Ontology annotation, molecular function: serine-type endopeptidase activity. NCBI's taxonomy places the organism in Eukaryota, Viridiplantae, Streptophyta, Lycopodiopsida, Selaginellales, Selaginellaceae.